Messenger RNA from Quercus robur (English oak), 991 nucleotides. RefSeq lists its product as uncharacterized. NCBI's taxonomy places the organism in Eukaryota, Viridiplantae, Streptophyta, Magnoliopsida, Fagales, Fagaceae. The transcript is spliced from 4 exons. Bases 442 to 720 code for a protein of 92 amino acids. The record is from RefSeq and is a predicted model, not a curated record.
UUCUUUCAAACUGUUGUUAGGUCAGGCAUGAAUGGCAUUGAUACUUUUUUAGUGCCAAAUGGUAAAUGGUCUUUGCUUAUUGCUAAAUAUUAUUCCUGACUUUGACAGGCAAUUCUUUACAGUAAACUGGGUCAAGAGGCAUUAGUGCUCCAAAUUUUGGCAUUAAUCAGCACUGAAGAAAAUGAAGAUGAAACGACUGAAAAUGAAGAAAAUUCGGGUUCUGCUUCUACUUUUGCAAGUACUGAAGAAAGUAUUGAACUUUCACCAGCAAGAGCAAGACCUCAAAGGGUGAACCGUGCACAAACAAGACUCAUGUGUUCAUUUCUCCAAGCAAGUUGAGGAUGAAGCUCAUAGGGCCUCACCAUCUUAGAAAGAAGGAUGGAUCAAACAGUAACUCUUCUAGACACAAUUUGGUUUGCUAAGGAAGGUAGUGCAUAAGCCAUGGUUCUUGACAGCAUUCUAUCUUCUCCUCAUCGUAGGUCACCAUCAUUCAGGAAGCAAUUCUCGCGGGAUGAUUCAUUAAGCUGGCCAACACUCCUUCAAAGGCACCGCUUCCUCUUAAUAGCUCUAAUUCUCCUAGCUUUCCUAUGCACAGUGUAUCUUUAUUUUGCUGUCACUUUAGGUGCUUCUGGAUCAUGUUCUGAUUUAAAGGGUGCUCAGAAAGCGUCGGGUUUGGAUGCAAAAGCUUCUGUGGGCAAUGGAAAAUUGAAAUUCCUUUGACAUGUAGAUGAUAAUUAUAGUUGGAAAGCAUUUCAGUCCUUGGUUCUUUUCGAUUCUAAGGAGAUUGAAUUUAACCAUACUUUUAAAAUUGCAAUAGGUUGUUUGCUGUUUUUGAACUCAAUUGUCCUGAACCUUAUAUAUGAGAAACGUAACAAAAAUUUCAUUUGGAGACUACAUAGCAAAAAUUUCAUUUGGAGACUGUAAUAACUUUGAUGUGAUUAUAUAGUUUUUUAUAAGCUAAUGUAAGUUCUUUGAAAGAAUUCAAGGGCCA